Messenger RNA from Clonostachys byssicola, 1416 nucleotides. NCBI's taxonomy places the organism in Eukaryota, Fungi, Ascomycota, Sordariomycetes, Hypocreales, Bionectriaceae. The record is from the annotation of a GenBank genome assembly.
AUGCCUCUCCUCCACCUCCCAAACGAAAUCUUGAAUGAAAUCGCCCGUGAGCUAUGUGAAGAGAACGAUCUGAAUGCGUUUGUUCGCGUUAACCGACUCCUCUACACACUUCUCAACGCCUACUUAUACGCACACAAUCUGCGCCGAUUUCAAGAUGACGAGAUUGAUACUGGUAGCGCCGCUCUUAUUUGGGCUAUCAUCUAUCGUGGACCUGAAGCGACGUACAAAUUAGCCCUGGAGGCAGAGAGGAAUUUGUCUCAUAGCAGCGACAUUUGUCCUAGUGAUUGCGCCUUGAAGCUUGCAUUACUACUUGAACGAGUAGAUGCUCUGACGCUUUUAUUUGAAAAUUGCGACUAUCAUGAUGUGGACAAGCGGGCCAUUUUUAAAGCUGCACGUAUUGGAAACGUUGACGUUUUCCGUGCCAUGAUCGAGUCAGGGAUUUUUGAACCUAGUUAUACAGAUGAAAAGGGUAUGACCUCGCUCAUGGUGGCGGCAAUUCAUGGCCAUGUUGACAUUGCUCGAUACCUGCUUGGUUUUGAAGAAGUUGACCUCAAUGCCAGAUGGAACAGAGGAUCCACACCCUUAUAUAUGGCUGCGGAGGACAACCAUGUUGAAAUUUUUGAGAUGCUCAUCGCCACUGGAAAGGUUGAUGUGAACGCCGAAACUGACUAUGGAGUCACAGUACUCAGCAAAGCGGUGAGGGCGAACCACCCAGAUUGCGUGCGGGCACUCUUGGAAGAUGACUCGCUUGAUCCCAAUGCCGGAAAAAUGGAUGGGAUGAGCCCAUUACAGGAUGCGGCUUUCUGGGGAAGCUUGGAAACGGUCAAGUUACUACUCGAGGGGGGCGCCGAUGCUAAUUUCGCGCCAACUGGUACCACGGCACUAUCAAUCGCUGCGCAGGAGGAUCAUCAAGAUGUUGUUGAUACCCUUCUCAACGUUCAAGGCAUAGUGAUAGAUAGUCAGCCUCACUUCACCCAAUCCUGGCUCCUGGAUGCGGUAAUCCGUGGACAGGUUUCUCUUGUUGAGAAACUCCUCGCUCAACCAGAUAUCAAUGCAAACGAGAAAAAUGAUGAUGGGAACUCGAUCUUGAUCGCCGGAAUUAUUGAAGGACAGACUGAAACAGUCUUUGCUCUUCUGGCGAGCGGUAAGGUUGACGUCAAUUUGACAGGAUCUUAUCAGCGUACUCCUCUCCAUGUGGCAGUAGAGUGGGGAUACAUUGAUAUUGUUCGUCUGUUGCUUUGUGUUGACGGCAUAGAUCCAAAUCUGAGGGAUUGGCAUGAUAAGACACCAUUCGAACUGGCUCUUGUCGAACAAAAUGAUGAGAUAAUGGUGAUGCUCUUGGAAGUGCAGGAAGUUCUUGAUGAUGCGAUAUUCGGAUCAGUCAACUCUGUCACGUACCCCAUAGAGGAGGACUAA